Symbiodinium natans is the source of this 291-nucleotide messenger RNA. The record is from the annotation of a GenBank genome assembly. Lineage: Eukaryota; Dinophyceae; Suessiales; Symbiodiniaceae.
AUGGCUCGGGUGGCGCACCUCCUGGCCCUGAGUGACGACUGGGAGACACAGACCCGAAAGAAGCUCCUCGAGGUCCACAAGCAGACAAAGUUUCAGCUAGACCUCGUCAACACCGAAGAGUUGAAGGAGAAGCGCUACAGCCGAGUUGGCCACAAGGCAGGGAGACUAAGAUACGCGUCAAGGUUGGCCACAAUCCCUGCCGAAGUCGCGGCCUGGCAGGUUUUCAUGCAAAACCUGAAGAACUCCAACAGAUGUUGGAGCGAUCCGGAAAUCGGCCGUGAGCUCAGGUGA